AAUAGUGUUAACGACGUUGAUUCAACGUGACGUUUAAAUGACUGGUAGCGAACGUCCCCGAAUGUCCGCUGGAAGUCUUGCGAACGUUCCCAGAGGCCAUUCAGGGGACGUUCUGGGGAUCUUUUUUGUUAGCUGGGUAGAAACUCGGGAGUGUAAUGCCUGAUUUUACUCAGUAAAGAAACGACGUCUAAAGUGAAUUGGGGGAGCUGGUUUCCCCCAUUCACUAAUUAAACUUGUUUUCAUCAAAUGCUUUACAACCAACAGAAUAUCCUUAGCACGAGAGUGGGCGGCAGUAUUGUCGCAGUUGACAUAUCAGUGACGCAGGAAACGGAAGGCUAUUGAAACACGAGCUGCAUAUUAUUUUGAUUACAAAUUCUUCAGUAUAGACCUGGCACUAACAAACGAAGGAGAGUCUUAUUCAUCGUGGUGGUUUGUAAUGUAUGGAUGGAUAGUUGACGGAUUAUCGUCGCUCUUCGUGCCCUUUUCUGGUGGGAAAUCCGCAGUUUGGCCUAGUGAGCGCGGUAACGGUGAAGCACGAGCCGCGGGCACAGACACACAGCGUCAGGAGAACACCAGGCCCGCCAAACGCAACUAUCAAAGUGUGUACUCUGCUGAUGGUGCAACGGAAUAUCCAGAGACCAAGAGAGCAAGACAUGAUGUGAUUGUCAGAGUUGUGAAGAAAACCUUUGCAGGGAUUGCUGGGCUGUUCCGUUUAAGACACCACAGAAGUGCUGAAUAUGAAAAGCAGAAUGCCUAUGGACCGGUUGGCAGGGCUGGCUUUAUGGGUAUUGAUGACAUACACAGCAACAGCUUGAUAACGUUGCAUGAGAGCAGCGAAAUGGAUACACAGAUGGAAAUUGGUCUUAAGAGUAAAGAGAGAACAGCACCCAAUGUCCACCACAACACACAUGCUUUGAGGAAACCUGAUGGAGUAAUAAUGUACAAAGGAAGCCAGGAUAGAGCCAGAUCUCUGAAGCUGAUGCCGUCUUACGCCUCCCAAGGGCUUAGCGCAAGACCGCCUGACAUGGAGCCAUCAAGCCGUACACACAAACCUUGCCUGACCGUGGAGGAGGCAUUGCGCGAGAGUGAUCGAGAGCACUACAGGAAGCUGGUAGAAAUAGUGUCAGAGAAAUACUCUAAGAGUAAACCACUGCCAUUUGGACUGAUGAAGCCUCUGAUGACAACUUUUCCCCUCGAUGGACACAAGGCCUCCUCCCUCAGUCCCACUACUGACAUGGGCAGAUCUGCUUCUGUGAGAGCCAUCUCCAACAUGUCUGUGUGGAGGAAUCCUAUAUCACUGACGCAGACUAAAGAGAGAAUGAUGGAUGUUAAUCGGUGCACAUUAGGAAGUGAUGUAAAGGAAAGAGGACUGGAUGGUCAAACGGCAAGAAAAAUCCCCGUUGAUGUGGAUCUGUCGGCAGAGGUUGAGGCCAGAUUGAAUCUUAAGGAGAAAGACACAGCAGCAGGGCCUCAGCACUUGUUACCGUCCAGGCCGGAACUGAUUACAGACUCGAUGAGGCACAGUGAGGAGUUUCCCAGACUGACAAAGGAGAUGCAGCAGGAAGUGAGCGCUGCUCUUGCCCAGAGUGAUCCAAACCUGGUUCUAUGCAGUGCUUUUAAACUGCGCAUCACACAGAGGGAUCUGGCAACCCUGCAAGAAGGCAGCUGGCUCAAUGACGAGGUGAUCAAUUUCUACAUGAAUCUCGUGAUGUCUCGCAGUGAGCAGGAAAUAGGAUGCAGGAAGGUCUACUCUUUCAGUACGUUCCUAUUUCCCAAGCUGCAUGGUGGUGGAUAUACUUCUGUUCGGCGCUGGACCAAGGCUGUAGACCUGUUCAUUUAUGACAUCAUCCUGGUUCCCCUUCACCUGGGUGUUCAUUGGUCCCUUGCUGUUGUUGACUUUAAAUCAAAGUCUGUACGAUCAUAUGAUUCCAUGGGCCAAAGGCAUGAUGACAUCUGCAACAUGAUUCUGCUUUAUCUGAAAGAGGAGUUCAAGGUGAAGAAGGGCAGAGAUUUGGACAUCUCUAAGUGGACAGUGAGCAGUGUACGACCUACCGAGAUCCCUCAGCAGAAGAACGGAAGUGACUGUGGUGUUUUUGUUUGCAAAUAUGCUGAUUAUAUCAGCCGAGGACGCAACCUUACAUUCAGACAGAAUCAUAUGCCGUAUUUCAGGAAAGCCAUGAUCUGGGAGAUUCUCAACCAAAAGCUGCUGCAAUAGGAAUGUUGGGAAUGACGUACAGACUGAAUCCGAUUGACCAAUACAAAGGACCACCUAUGUCACAUGUCUAUCCCUUAUGCUCUUUUUGUAGAUGCAUUUUGGCUUUAUUUUAGCCUCUUGCAAAAUUCACCCAGUUGUUGGGAUAGUUGAUUGCUGUUUCUAGGGCAGGUUAUUCAGCACAAAUAGCUGUCGUCUCUGCUAUAAAAAUAUAAACACUAGAAGUGCACAUAUGGAGCAAAAAGCAGAACACUGGACUGAGGUGAGAAUGAAUGUCAGCAGAUGGAAGCCUCAUUAGCAAUUGGCUGGCACCAUUGUCCUUCCAAGUAUGGUGUAAUAAGUCUACUUAUCACCUUCCAAGUAGGGGGUGAUAAGUAGACUUAUCACCCCCUACUGGUUACACUGAGCAGUUCACAGAUGUUGUAAUAGUAAGUUACAAGAUAGAACUUCUUUUCAGUGUACAUUGCUGUCAGAGUUUGGGUUAAGUUUGAGUUCUAAGAAAUGCAGUAUUGUCAGCUUUGUAUGACAAAGCUUAAAUGAAACCAACCAUGUUUAAAACGGAACCAACCAUGUUUAAAACCAACAAUCAUACCCAUCAGUCUCAAAGCCAUCUUUAAUAAUGUCAUAGUUUAUUGUGAGUGGCAAUGAUUUACUUGCACUGAAAGCAGCAGUAUUCUGUGGAUCUGGUUUGUUUUUUUGUGUUAAAAAACAACUGGCCUCAAGUGCCUUGAUCGUAGCACACAUAUUUUGAAGUCAUAAAAGCAAAAUUGUUGUGAAAUAAUAUUACGGCUUCAAACCUAAUAUUACCAAGGCAUCUGACAUGCUUAUAUUCUAGUUGUCUGUAUAGGUAAUUUACAGGACUUACCGCAAGUUGGAUGUCAGGGAGGGGAAUGCGUUUGUUUUCUUUUAGAUACUAAAUAAUAUAUUAAUACUCCCAGUGGCUGUAUUAGGCAUUCUUUUGAUUGAACUGGAAAUGAGGAGCAGUGAAGUUGUGCCAAACGGACACGUUAGUGGCUUAUUUCUGCAAUUCUGUUCCUCUCAUCCAGUAAUAAAGGAUCAAAAAGUGCUUUAAUUCUAACUUGAAGAGAAGAAAAAAGGUCUAUAUUUAUUUGUUUCUAUGAGGUUUUUCAGAUUUAGUUUGAGCUUGAACGCAUAUCCUGAUGUGGAUUUAUUUGUGAGAGUGAAGAAUGUGUUAUGAUUGCUAUUGAAUGAGCAGAACGUGUUCUGAUAAGAGCUUUAAUAUAGUAAAUGAAAAGGCCCACUGCAUAUGCACGAUUUUUGUCAUUAAUGCAGAAUGUUGGUCAUUAUUUUUGUAAGUAAUAAAGAUGAGAA
Molecule: messenger RNA, 3544 nt
Organism: Xyrauchen texanus (razorback sucker)
Lineage: Eukaryota; Metazoa; Chordata; Actinopteri; Cypriniformes; Catostomidae
Product: sentrin-specific protease 2-like
Exons: 17
Coding region: 437-2215 (592 amino acids)
Biological process (GO): protein desumoylation
Cellular component (GO): nucleus
Molecular function (GO): deSUMOylase activity
Source: RefSeq, a predicted model, not a curated record